Naegleria lovaniensis is the source of this 2136-nucleotide messenger RNA. RefSeq lists its product as uncharacterized. The record is from RefSeq and is a predicted model, not a curated record. Gene Ontology annotation, molecular function: ubiquitin protein ligase activity. Gene Ontology annotation, biological process: negative regulation of gene expression via chromosomal CpG island methylation; protein ubiquitination. The transcript has a single exon. Bases 1 to 2136 code for a protein of 711 amino acids. Lineage: Eukaryota; Heterolobosea; Eutetramitea; Acrasida; Naegleriidae.
AUGCAAAAACGCAAAAUUGCCUUGUCGGAUGAUUCAAGCAGCAGUGAUGAUGUCUUGACUCGCAACAACUCUCGGAAUCAACACUAUAAAAUCAAUAAUAACAACAAUAACAAACAAAAUACUAGUAAAAAAGAAAAAAGAAGGACUAGUCAAAAUGGAGCUUGCGGCAAUCAACAUGUUUCAACAAACAACGGAACAAAAACGAGUAAGAAAUCAUCAUCAAAUUCCAAACAAAAGAAUUUAAAUGAAUUUUUGAAUAAGCAUGAUAAUACCACUAGUUCUGUGAUUGAUCAAGUUUCUCAACCGUUAUUUAUGAAACCAGCGAUUUCCGAAAGGUCAAACGAUGAUAAACUCACGCAAAGUCAACCUUCAUCUUCACAACUUCAUUUUGGAACAAAUGCAAGUGGUAAUAGAUUUCUUGUUGAUUUUCAAGAGGAAACGCUCGAUACCGAUGAUGAGAAUGAACUGUUAUCAAUACCACUCGACGAGGAUUAUGCAAAUAGCUCAAAUAGUACCAUGACCAUGAAAUUAUCAGAUAAGAAAUAUGUGACAAUUACUCGUGAAAGUAUUGAGAGUGGCCAUUCUGAUUUUAUUGUAGACACUGAAAGUGGAAUGAUAACUCUGAACGCAUACUAUCUCAAGAAUCAUAAAUGCCAACAACACGAUGAUCAAAUUAGACACAGAACAGAUGACCAAAUAGAAAGAGACAUGAAACUAAAAAGAAGUCCCACCGUUACAGAAAAAGACAGAAAACAUAUGGGUAAUGCUGAGGAGUGGGUCAACACCAUUCGUCGCAGAGAUGGAAAAAAAGAUUCCUUAUUGAAACCACCUAUUAAGAUUGGCUCUCGAGUUUAUGGACACAGAGACGAUGUUUUCAAAGCGUACGAAUCAAGAAUAGAAUGCUCCAAGAGAGGUUCUCACACUCCAACACAGCCAGGUAUUAGUGGCCAUUUUGGAGUGCCAGCGGACUCGAUUGUAGCAAUGGCCAUGGGUGGUUACGGUGACGAAGAUUAUGGAGAUGUUUUCAUUUAUACAGGACAAGGAGGAACAGAUUAUGAGGAUCAAACUCUCAACAAAUAUAACAUUAGUUUAGUGGAGAGUUUGAAAAGAAAAAUUCCUGUUCGACUUGUUCGUGGCUAUCAAUUAGAUUCUGCCUACGCUCCAGCAAAAGGUUAUCGAUACGAUGGAUUGUAUUGGGUGACUGAUUAUUGGAGAGAACCUCAGAGACUGAAAAGUGGCCAUUUUGGAGCUCUUGUUUACAGAUAUCGAAUGAUUCGAUUAGAAGGUCAACCACCCAUGAGUAAGGUCAAGCGUCCGCAUUUCACUCCCAAAAAUCAUUACAGACCCUCGCGUGGAGAAUACAUUCUCACACAAGAAUAUGUGAAAUCUGGACGAAGACAUUGGGAUCGAGAUUUGGUACGAUUUAUUUAUGCAGGCAUGACAUCUGGUGCUUGGGGAAAUGCAUUCACCAUGACAAAGGUGUUGGCUUUCCAUAUCGAUCUUCGUUUAGCUGUUGAAGGUUGUAACGCAUUACCGUAUCCUAUUCUCAAAGAAACAAAGAACGAAACAAGUACUUCUACUGCUACUACUACUCACUCUACGGAUGACAACACUCUGGUUCAUUCUCCUCAAUGGAGUGCUUGUGUCAAUUUUUCACCUCUUCCAAUAAUUCCCAACAAAGUAGGUGAGAAAGAAGUCAAUGACACUUUAGGUCUUGAGAAAGUGUAUAAUAUCAUUGGAGUUCCAAUAUCAACACAGCAUUAUCAGUCAAAUUUGGAGUUUGUGUUCACGAAGGAAACUAAAAAGUACGACAUUGAAAAACAACCUACGCUCACCUACAUGUGCAAAAAACAGAAACGCCCGACACAGCAACAUUUAGCGUAUGCAUUGAACGAGAAUGGAUUAAUAUCCACGAGUAAUUUUUACACUUGCAUGAAUCAAGCAUCUGUUGCCGAAUAUUUGUCGAUGCCUCAAAGCGUGAAAUAUGAUUUGGAGGAUAUUGAGCAAUAUUUACUGGAUGAGCGACAAUUCUACAAGAAUUUCAUCAACAACAACGGUCAUGCAAACCUGAAACAACUCGAGACUAGGAAAACAAACAACUUUUCAAGACUAAGAAAUGCCCUAGAUAACUUGUAA